AUGUUCCUGCACUCGGGAGCCGGACUUCAUGGCCAUGAAUAUUCCAAUCGACCCUCCUCGACAUCAGGCCAUACCACCCAACGUCGCAACACACUACUACGAUCUUCUUUUGCGACACCGAUAACUCGAGCAUCUACUUAUUCGUCGGCAGACUCUCGCUCGCCUCCCCCUACAGUUACCAGACCCGUUGCGGCUCGUAAUAGCUACCUACGACAAUCACUGCCAGCACACUCACCCAACACGCCCGAGCCCGUUGUAAGGUUCAAAGAACCCGAGCAUGAGGCUGUUGUGUCUCCUAGUCUUCAUAACAGAUCCGAAAGCAUGAGCGAAGAUGGGGGCUCUGUCGAUAUUUCAGACAGCGAUGCUAGUCACGCUGCAUCUUCAACUCGCCGUGCUCGUAAGCGAGCGACAAGGAAAACCACCACAUAUUUUUUGGCCCAACCCCCCCCUAAGCUGGGCAUAAAGCAGCGUAUAAUCCACCUGCGUCCACAACUCCUCCUCCAGUUGCAGCUGCUCUCCGAUGGUCAUCGUCCCCAACCUGCCAUUGACGUGUACCCGUCCUCAGUCCUCGCGAACCUAGCCGUUGCGGCACCGCUACUGAAGCGAUUUCCCCGACUGGCUAGAAUCAAGAGAGAGCUGAGUAUCCACGACGUUAUGCUUGUCAAAAGCGAGAAUUACAAUGCGCCCUCACUGAGCUCCGACAGUGACGGAAGUGAGGAAAACAUUAACAAACGGGAACUCGUGGCCAUAUUGAGCCCGCUCAUGACAGAAGACAAAGCCGAAAUCGUGCUCACAGAUGGCACGGUCUGGCUGGCUACGCCUCGUCUCAAUAGCUCAGGCGAAUUCUGCUCGUACGAAUUUACCACCGUGGACGACAAUGGCCAUGCCAUCACUGCGCGUUGGGUACGCAGACAGGCUGUGACUAAAUCCUUACCCUGCACGCCGACAUCGACCGUGCCAGCAAUGCCGAGAUCAUCUUCACCUCAAUCGCUGGACUAUAAGUUCACAUUUAGUGUCAUCGAUCCAGCAUGUCGUCGGCAUCCGAUUAUGGCCACCCUUACGCCAGCAUCUCUCGAAAUUCAAGAUACUUACACAACCGUCUCUCAAUCGUCCGGUCGGUAUCCACCUAUCUCG
Messenger RNA from Pseudomassariella vexata, 1134 nucleotides. RefSeq lists its product as uncharacterized. NCBI's taxonomy places the organism in Eukaryota, Fungi, Ascomycota, Sordariomycetes, Amphisphaeriales, Pseudomassariaceae. The annotation marks the transcript as partial. The record is from RefSeq and is a predicted model, not a curated record. The transcript has a single exon.